This is a messenger RNA of Carassius carassius (crucian carp), 1286 nucleotides long. Its product is annotated as testis-expressed protein 47. The record is from RefSeq and is a predicted model, not a curated record. The transcript is spliced from 8 exons. Lineage: Eukaryota; Metazoa; Chordata; Actinopteri; Cypriniformes; Cyprinidae. The coding region runs from base 207 to 935 and encodes 242 amino acids.
AGUGUAAACACACACACACACACACACACAGGCAGUCAUGGCUUCACGGGAUCUGGACGCAGAGUUGGUCAGAUCAGAGUCUCUGUUCGUCCGGCUGAUGGACAAACACAGGACUGGCAGAAAGAGCUCUCGUCUCCUGGAGAUUGAGAUGAAGCAGGUAAACAGUGAGGGAGGGUUAGUUAGCAGCAGACGGACAGAAGAGCAGCAUGGAGAGAGACACACAGAGCUCAAGCACAGAAGCAGAUAAAGAGAACGGCUCCAGUCUGUUCCACCGACGGCUGAAGCACCGCAGAGAGACGAAGUUCCUGUUACACCGGCUGACUGUGAUUGGCCGUCUGUCCUGUGGAGCGGCUGACAGGAGAGCUGUGUUAGAUCACUACGGGAAGCUGAUUCUCAGUCUGCAGAGGAUCCGAGCGGGUGAAGACGUCACCGGUCUCCUGCUGCUUUACCCUCAGCACGUGCUGCUCGUCAUCGAGUGUUCGACUGAAGCUCUGCUGUCUAUCCUGCAAGACCUGCGACACAUGGAGGAGAACAGCGGUCCGAUCCUGGAGCCCCGAAUCCUGCUGGUGUCCCACGACCUUCCCAGAAGACUCUUCCAGCUCUGGAGCCACAAGCUUCUGGACGAGUCUGACAGCCAGGGGACGCUGGUCUCAGACGAACAGAGCCCGGAGAGACUCGUGGGGGACACCCUUCAUCAGAUCCUUCGGCUCGGACGCCUCCUGCUCAACAAAACACAACAGAUCACGGGAUCUGAAGUGAUUCCGGAUGAAGUGCUGAAGGAUGCGGUUCCUCCGCAGGCCGCAGUGACUCGUCUGCUCCAGAUGGAGGCGCUGUUGAGUCCCGCGCGCUACAUCAGCACCUAUCACACACCGCUACACCUGCGCCUGGACUCAGAAUCUGUGUGGCCAGCAGGGGAACAUCUUCAGAUCGCUUGAACGAUUUUAUACAUUUAAACAUUUUAAUACAUCUCAAAAAGUUUUGGUAAUGAUUGAAGGCUCUAAAUGCAAUGCAUUGAAAAAUAAUUUGAAUGCAUUAAUUAAUAGACUUUAUAAUGCAUUGCAUGAUCUUAUUAUUUUUAAUAAAUUAUCAUACUUAUCUAUUAAUUUUACACAGUAUAAUGCAUUAAACUGUAAAAAAACAACCAAAAGGAAUGUGCAAAUAUUAUAUUGCAUUUAACUUCACAAUUAUAUAUAAUGCAGUACAUGUACAUUAUGAAUACCUUUGAAAUGCAUUAUACAUAAACUUAAAACUGACCAGGUUUAUUUUUAAUACAUGAAUGAUGCAAC